AUGGCGAACAUCCUCGCGAGUGCAUCCUUCAACGGAACAACACUGGCAAAGUACGCCAGCGAUCUCGCCUCGGUGGCCCUAGCCGUGGCUAACGACACGGACGAUCUCACCGGAGGACUCGCUGGUGGCAACCGGACACAAAAAUCACCAGGCCAACAACCGACACCCUGCAUGGUGGUGGUCGUGCUUUCGUACACCUUCGGCUGUGUUGGCAACCUGAUCGCUCUCAUCCAUCUGUGGCGCAACGUGCGCAACACCAAGCACGCGCUGAUGCUAAAAUGUUUGCUGACGAACGAUCUGAUCGGACUGAGCGGUAUGUUUGUACAGAUGGGCCUCCAGCUCUACCUUCCACCGGCCCUGGUACAGGCCAAUAUGCGCCAUUUCUGCGUUCUGCGCGUCAUUUGGCGUGUGUUUGGCAUCAGCUCCGGCUGCGUAGCGUUCGUUAUGGCUCUGGAGCGUUACAUCGCCCUGGCGAAGCCCUUUUUCUACCAUAAGUACGUAACGGAUAAGCUGAUCCGCAAAUCGAUCUUCAGUCUGUGGGGAAUCGGUGCGUUCAUCACGUUCCUGCCGCUGUUCGGUUUCGGGUUGUACUUCGACGAACGGAAGCAAACUUGCGCCCGGUAUAAGAGUGCCACCGAACCGGCGGACAUAGCGUACGCUUAUCUGAUCUUCGCCACAGGAACGCUGCUCUGCAUAGGGAUCGCGAUCUGCAACCUAAGCGUACGGAAGGUGUUGUACCGAUCGCAUCGGAAAAUGUGCCGCCAGUUUGGAUCGGUGAAAGCUACACCGAUGUUGAACCGUUCGAUGAGACACACGCCCAAGUCGGCCAGCUUCACCGAUUCCAACAUUAUGCGCAUGUUUAACGAACCCACGACUGAGGAGAUUCGCUUCGCCAAGCUGAUGACCGUGCUGAGUGUGUUCUUUCUCAUAUGCUGGCUCCCGCAGAUGAUCUCCAUCAUCCUGCUGCAGCAGCUUAAUGCAGCCGCGAAGCUGCGAUUGGCCUGGCUGUUUCGGUUAUCCGACAUACUGAUUCUGGUGCACUUUAUGCUCGAUCCGUACAUUUACGUGCUGCUCAAGCACAGCCGCCGUAGCGACCUGCGUACGAUGGUGCGGUACAUGUUCGGUCGGAACCAGCGAUUCACGAUGGUUGAUGCCGCCCUUUCGCCCAUGCAAAAGUCAACCACCUCCUCGCCGUUACCGUAA
This is a messenger RNA of Anopheles nili, 1203 nucleotides long. Its product is annotated as prostaglandin E2 receptor EP4 subtype. Gene Ontology annotation, cellular component: plasma membrane. The coding region runs from base 1 to 1203 and encodes 400 amino acids. The transcript has 5 exons. Gene Ontology annotation, molecular function: G protein-coupled receptor activity. The record is from RefSeq and is a predicted model, not a curated record. Gene Ontology annotation, biological process: inflammatory response; positive regulation of cytosolic calcium ion concentration; adenylate cyclase-activating G protein-coupled receptor signaling pathway. NCBI's taxonomy places the organism in Eukaryota, Metazoa, Arthropoda, Insecta, Diptera, Culicidae.